AAAAGAAAAAACUGUUUGGGGUAGGCUGCAUGAAGAGUAAGACAAGAUUUGAAAGGCAGGGAGGGUAUUUCCCUUUUAGCAGUGAAAGGAGCCCUCCUUGCUUCCUGCCUGGUUACCAGCCUUCUCAGUACUUUCUGGAAGAGCUGCCCUUUGUCCAGAGAAGGGCUGGGGAAUGUCAGGACAUAACAAUCGUAAAGGCCUUCAGGAGGGGAAGGGAGGCUCUUCCACUUCCUUUCCUGCAGGCCUGUCCUGGUUUUUCAUGAUGUCAUCCAUUCAUCAUUGUGAGCUGAGUGGCGGUCCCAAGGCUGGGCCAGCAGCCCAGGGCCAGGAGGAAGAGAGAGAUCCCAGGACAAACGUGCAGCCGGCCCCUGAGCAUGUGUAGAAAUGUUGUCAUCAGUUCCACAUAGAAAGCCUUGGUGGAAAUCGAAGAAGACAGUAAAAGUCACGAGAUCCUAUCCAACCUUCCCUCCACUGAAUGCCUGGGAAGAAUGCAGGGGCCUUUUGCCUGUGGAUGGGGAGCUGAACCCUGGUGUGGGCUUUGGUGUGGAGGAUGGGCUGCUCUGCCAGGUGGUACAUUCUCCAGAAUUCAACCUCUUUCCUAACUCAGUGGUGUUUGAAAGCAACUUUGUCCAGGUCAGGAGGGGCAGAAACUGGAUAGACAUCUACAAAGCCUCCAACACCAUGGCCCUGGGAGUGACCUCCUCUGUGCCCUGCCUUCCCCUUCCCAACAUCCUCCUCAUGGCCAGCGUCAAGUGGUACCAGGGGCAGAGCCAGACAUGGAACAAGCCAUCUACAAUCCCAAACAUCAUCCUGAAGAGGAUUCUCCCAUUGAAGUUUGUAGAGCUCCAGGUCUGUGAUCACCUUCAGCGUAUCCUGCGGUUGAGGACAGUCACUGAGAAGAUCUACUACCUAAAGCUUCACCCUGACCACCCUGAGAUUGUGUUCCACUUCUGGACCCGGCUGGUUCAAAUCCUGCAGAAGGGCCUGUCCAUCACCACUAAAGAUCCCAGGAUUCUUUUCACUCACUGCCUGGUACCCAAGAACUGCUGCAGCCCCUCGGGAGACUCUCAGUUCAUCCAAAAAAACCUCCCAGCCUCCCAGCCCAGCGACAGCCUCAUCCAGCUGAUGGCCAAGGGGGAGAGAGAGGCCCUCUCCCAGAUUUUUGCUGACUUGCACCAGAAGAAUCAGUUCAGGAGCAGUAAAAAGACGGAGACCAACAAGGACACCUCAGAGAAAGAAACACCCUGUGAAGACUGCAUCCCCUGCACCCGCGACCUCAGCUGGAGGGAUUCGUUCACCUUCGGAGAGUGGGAAAGGGAGAACCCUUCUGGGCUACAGCCCCUCUCGCUCCUCAGCACGCUGGCAGCCUGUACUGGGCCACAGCUGGCCCCACCCAUAGGCAGAGAACCGGGAAAACGCACUUAUUUAAGCGAAGGAAGCGGCUUGAUAGACAAAGACCAGCGACACAUGACCGAGCAGGCUGUUACGGAACGCGAGAUGAUGGCAGAUAACGAGACGGUAAUCCGAGAAGCCCCGUGGAGGCCCAGUCAGGCGCUGUCAGUGGGGACGUGGCGGCUGGACGACCGCGCCCACACGCCACCGGAGCAGCGGCUAGGCCCGGCCACCCUACAGGCCCCGGGACCAGAGUUGGGCGGGAAUCCCGUCCACGCAGCCCGGCGCGCUCCCGGGGACGUGGCGCUUCCCAGCCAAUCCCGGCUACGCGAUUGUGCGACCAAUGGCUGCCCGGAGAAGCUCUGCGUCAGCGGCGAGUCUGUUGUUGAUUAG
This is a messenger RNA of Loxodonta africana (African savanna elephant), 1785 nucleotides long. RefSeq names its product golgi associated RAB2 interactor 1B (gene GARIN1B). Gene Ontology annotation, cellular component: nucleus. The record is from RefSeq and is a predicted model, not a curated record. The transcript has 9 exons. Bases 385 to 1785 code for a protein of 466 amino acids. Lineage: Eukaryota; Metazoa; Chordata; Mammalia; Proboscidea; Elephantidae.